CAACACCAGCCGAAUUCAUUCUGAAACUCCCUAAGAACUUCUGUCACUACAUCCCUCGGAGAAGGUAGAGUUGGAGAGAAGAAAAAUCACAUUGAAAAGGAAUAUUCUGAUUCUCAACGUUUCCUGGAAAAAUGAGCCAUUCCCACCAUAUGGGGAUGAACUCUAUGGACCACAACAGUACCAUGCCACCUUCUCACCAUCACCCGGCCACUUCAGCCUCCCACUUCCAUGGAGGGGGAGACGGCAACAUGAUGAGGAUGCAAAUGACCUUCUACUUUGACUUUAAGAAUGUGGAACUGUUGUUUUCUGGCUUGGUGAUCAAUACAGCUGGAGAAAUGGCUGGAGCUUUUGUGGGAGUGUUUUUACUAGCAAUGUUUUAUGAAGGACUCAAGAUAGCCCGAGAGAGCCUGCUGCGCAAGUCACAAGUCAGCAUUCGCUACAAUUCUAUGCCUGUUCCAGGACCAAAUGGAACCAUUCUCAUGGAGACACACAAAACUGUUGGGCAGCAGAUGCUGAGCUUUCCUCAUCUCCUGCAAACAGUGCUGCAUAUCAUCCAGGUGGUCAUCAGCUACUUCCUCAUGCUCAUCUUCAUGACCUACAAUGGGUACCUCUGCAUUGCUGUAGCAGCAGGGGCCGGCACAGGAUACUUUCUCUUCAGCUGGAAGAAGGCAGUAGUAGUGGACAUCACAGAGCAUUGCCAUUAAUGUCGAACUCCAGGGUGUGGCCUUAUCGAUUGCAGUGGGAAGUAGUUCAAGACUGGAAGACAUAAUUCCUACUCGUAUCUUCCCUUCCUGCUCCUUAUCUCCUUAAACACACACAUGCUCAACAGAGGUUUACUUACAGUCUGAGCUAAAGUGGUAACCCCCUCCCCACCCCGGCUGUUCUUUUUCCUGUGCUGAGAUUCCCAUUUUUCUUGAGGUAAAGCCACCCGUGAGAUGUCUUCUUCAUCAUUAUCUUAGAUCCAAGUUGUAUGUUCUUGUCUAAUCCAGGUAGCUUUCUCUUCAAUGACUUGAUCAGCUGCUUUCUUUUUGAGUCUUCUGUUUUUAUUUUUACAAGACAAUCUGAAUUUGGUGGGUUUUUCCUGGGUCAGUGGUGGAAAGAGAUUAACUUCAGCUAGGAUUCAUGGCAGCUGAGGGAAAUUCUUGCUCAACCUAAACCCAGAACCCAAACUUAACAUUAAAAAAUAAGUUUCAGUCUUUGGACUCAAUGAGUGGGAAAUACAUAGUGCCUUUCCCUAGAUGUAAUGUGUUGCACCAAAAUCUUUGUAGUGGGCAGAGGGUGGCUUGAAACUAAAUAUAGGUCAGGAGCUUGCAGAAGCAUGCAUUCUUGGGUGGCUGACUCAUCUAUUGUGUUCCCACUUAACAUUUUGAUUAGAGUGAACUUGUCAAUAAAAAUAGAUGACAGUCAAUUUGAGAAAAUAGAAAUAGAUAUUUUAAAGUAAAACUAUUGACAUUUUACUGUGACUUGGUACCUUGGUUUGUCACAACUGAAUGAAGCAAAAGAGCUUGAAUCAUUAUCUCCGAUUAUUAUUUUUAUGUCAGCCUCUAAACCAGUGGUUUUCAAACUUUAGCAUGCAUUAGAAUCACCUCAAGGGCUUGUUAAAAACACUAGUUGCUGGGCCUCCACCCAUAGCCCAAACUUGGCAUUUCUAACAAGUUAUCUCUGCUUUAAACCUGGUGGGAUGAUCAUGGUAAUUUGAAUUACUGAUCGGUAAGUGGUAUGUCUGGGCUUCACUCAUGUACUGAAUGCUACUGAUCAAUACUUAAUCAUUCCACAAACUUUUAUUCAGCUCUAAUUGUGUGUAUGUGUGCCCAAGCACACAUGCACAAAGAGCUGUAGCCAAAAUAACUUUUAUCAGCAUAUAUGAAAUCACUCAUCCUUAUUUUUAAAGAUCUUGGAAAUAGCUUGAAGAUUGAGAAAGACCUUUGAUCUGCAGUGUAAAUUAGCCAGUCAUAGGCCAGAAGGACAAAAGUCUAGCCCAGUCUUUGGAGAGGCUUAGGGUGUGGUCUGCUGAUUGCCAGAUAUUCCUUAGCCCCCAACAUCCAUGCCCAUACCAGGCAGAUCCUCAUCCUCUAUGUGACCAUCUUUAUUACUCUUGGGGGCUUUAGUUAGAUCACAAGAAGCCAAAAUCUCUUCUCAAUGAAGAAUCACAUUGGAUUUUUAUCUAUUCAUUUUUUUAGUUUACACCACAGCUUUGUUCCCAGUCCAAACUACCUCUAUAAAGUGACUUUUCUAUGCUGGUCUGUUAAAUCCUGCCCUCCUUGGUGCUAGACUCCAAUUGUGCCUCAGGGCAGAAGAUAGAACACAGCUAUUCUGUUGGCCUCUGUUGUGGUUUUUAAGUCUGUACUUUCUCUGUGGGUACAGUUAAAUAUUGGAGUGAGGAAUGUGUACUUCCAUGGCUUUGAACCAAGAGAGGGUUAUGAGCCUACUAAAUCGAGGUUAAGACCUAAGAAUCAACAUUUGGAGUUUUGUGCUUUUCUCUCAUUCCAAGCCCUUGUAGUGCAGAUA
This is a messenger RNA of Molossus molossus (Pallas's mastiff bat), 2508 nucleotides long. RefSeq names its product solute carrier family 31 member 1 (gene SLC31A1). Gene Ontology annotation, cellular component: membrane. The coding region runs from base 132 to 704 and encodes 190 amino acids. NCBI's taxonomy places the organism in Eukaryota, Metazoa, Chordata, Mammalia, Chiroptera, Molossidae. Gene Ontology annotation, molecular function: copper ion transmembrane transporter activity. The record is from RefSeq and is a predicted model, not a curated record. The transcript is spliced from 5 exons. Gene Ontology annotation, biological process: copper ion transmembrane transport.